Cercocebus atys (sooty mangabey) is the source of this 2152-nucleotide messenger RNA. RefSeq names its product death-associated protein kinase 3 (gene DAPK3). NCBI's taxonomy places the organism in Eukaryota, Metazoa, Chordata, Mammalia, Primates, Cercopithecidae. The transcript is spliced from 10 exons. The record is from RefSeq and is a predicted model, not a curated record. Gene Ontology annotation, cellular component: cytoplasm; nucleus. The coding region runs from base 187 to 1518 and encodes 443 amino acids. Gene Ontology annotation, biological process: intracellular signal transduction; positive regulation of apoptotic process; protein phosphorylation. Gene Ontology annotation, molecular function: ATP binding; protein serine/threonine kinase activity.
CAGGCGCGUCGCGGCGCCGGGGCGCGGGGCUUCUGGAGGAGGCGGCAGUGGCCAGCGAGGCGGCGCCGGCCGUGGACUUCGGACGACGGAGGGGUCACCAUUAGGGGACUCCUGAGGUCCUAUCUCCAGGCUGUGGUGACUGCGCUUUCCCUGGAGUGGAAGCUGCUGGAAGGCAGACCGGCCGCCAUGUCCACGUUCAGGCAGGAGGACGUGGAGGACCAUUAUGAGAUGGGGGAGGAGCUGGGCAGGGAAAGGCGUGGUUUACGGAACCGGGGAGUCCAGGUGUGCGGCGGCCGCAGGUGUGGCUGGGUGCUGGUGUGUGCGGUGCCCUGUGUCCCCCGGGCCGAGGUCCACUCCAGCGUGGAGGAGGCGCCCUGGCAGACCCGCGCGGGUGACCGGGAGGAGAUUGAGCGGGUGAACAUCCCUGCGGGAGAUCCGGCAACCCCAACAUCAUCACCGCAACGACAUCUCCGAAAACCAGCGGACGGGUCCUCAUCCUGGAGCUGGUCUCUGGCGGGGAACCUUCGACUCCCCUGCGGAAAGAGUCCCCGCUCCACGAGCCCCCUCCCGCCCCAGCCGGAAAACAUCAUGCUGCUGGACAAGAACGUGCCCAACCCACGCAUCAAGCUCAUCGACUUCGGCAUCGCGCACAAGAUCGAGGCGGGGAAUGAGUUCAAGAACAUCUUCGGCACCCCAGAGUUUGUGGCCCCAGAGAUUGUGAACUAUGAGCCGCUGGGCCUGGAGGCAGACAUGUGGAGCAUCGGCGUCAUCACCUACAUCCUCCUGAGCGGUGCAUCCCCGUUCCUGGGCGAGACCAAGCAGGAGACGCUCACCAACAUCUCAGCCGUGAACUAUGACUUUGACGAGGAGUACUUCAGCAACACCAGUGAGCUGGCCAAGGACUUCAUUCGCCGGCUGCUCGUCAAAGAUCCCAAGCGGAGAAUGACCAUUGCCCAGAGCCUGGAACAUUCCUGGAUUAAGGCCAUCCGGCGGCGGAACGUGCGUGGCGAGGACAGCGGCCGCAAGCCCGAGCGGCGGCGCCUGAAGACCACGCGUCUGAAGGAGUACACCAUCAAGUCGCACUCCAGCAUGCCGCCCAACAACAGCUACGCCAACUUCGAGCGCUUCUCCAAGGUGCUGGAGGAGGUGGCGGCGGCCGAGGAGGGCCUGCGCGAGCUGGAGCGCAGCCGGCGGCUCUGCCAUGAGGACGUGGAGGCGCUGGCCGCCAUCUACGAGGAGAAGGAGGCCUGGUACCGCGAGGAGAGCGACAGCCUGGGCCAGGACCUGCGGCGGCUGCGGCAGGAGCUGCUCAAGACCGAGGCACUCAAGCGGCAGGCGCAGGAGGAGGCCAAGGGCGCGCUGCUGGGGACCAGCGGCCUCAAGCGCCGCUUCAGCCGCCUGGAGAACCGCUACGAGGCGCUGGCCAAGCAGGUGGCCUCCGAGAUGCGCUUCGUACAGGACCUGGUGCGCGCCCUGGAGCAGGAGAAGCUGCAGGGCGUGGAGUGCGGGCUGCGCUAGGCGCACUGGGAUGGGCCAGGCCCCAGGACAGCUGGAGCUCGGCCUUCGGUGGGGGCGCUUACUUGGACGCUGCUCCUCCUGUCCCGUUCCAGCCCUUGUACACGCCCCCAGGCUGGAGGUGGAGUGGAAAGAGCUGGAGGGCAAGGGUGGGUGUGGGACGGGGCUGCUUCUCUGCACAGCCUCCAAGCCGGCCUUCACCUUCGCUCCUGCAUCAUCAAUGACGCUGGGACCCUCCAGGCAGCGUGGCUUCUGGCGCUGUGAGGGUUGGGACCCAGGAUGGGACUGGCUACCGAGGCACAGCGGCCGUCCCAAUGCAGCCCUGGCCCAGGCCCAGGCCUGGGGGAGGGUUUGCGGGCAGUUUGGCGGGGUGCUGCCCGCUGCUGCCACUGGCCCAGGAGGAGGUCGUGGGACGGGGAGGGUGGGGUGGACGGCGGACAGGCAGUCCCCACGCUUCUGGGUGGCGCCGGGCUUGGUGGGGUCUUCUACCAUGUGCCCUCCUUGCCGAGGCCCGUUCCCUGGAUGUGGGGUCCUCUGCUGCGGACUCCUCCGCGAGCCCCGUCGUGGCGCGUGUGCAGAGGCCUAGACAAGAGCGGCCCUCUGCAGCCAAGAGAAAUAAAACACCGGCUUCCAGAUA